Rhodotorula graminis WP1 is the source of this 893-nucleotide messenger RNA. RefSeq lists its product as uncharacterized. The transcript is spliced from 6 exons. Gene Ontology annotation, cellular component: nuclear exosome (RNase complex); cytoplasmic exosome (RNase complex). NCBI's taxonomy places the organism in Eukaryota, Fungi, Basidiomycota, Microbotryomycetes, Sporidiobolales, Sporidiobolaceae. The record is from RefSeq and is a predicted model, not a curated record. Bases 1 to 849 code for a protein of 282 amino acids. Gene Ontology annotation, biological process: U5 snRNA 3'-end processing; nuclear polyadenylation-dependent mRNA catabolic process; nuclear polyadenylation-dependent rRNA catabolic process.
AUGCCCCGUGAACCCGAUCCCAGCAUCAACGAGGCCGAGUUUGUGCAUCGCUGCCUCCGCAAGGGCGUCCGCCUCGACGGCCGCGCCAUGUACGACCUUCGCCCCGUCCAGCUCACUUUCGGCGACGAGCUCGGCUGGGUCGAGUGCAGGCUCGGCGACACUCGAGUCGUCGCCCAGGUGUCCGCCGAGAUCGUCAAGCCGCUCGCCGACAGGCCGUACGAGGGCUUCCUCAACUUGACGACCGAGAUUAGCCCGAUGGCGAGCGCGGCGUACGAGGCAGGACGGGCUUCCGAGGACGAGGUGCUCAUGACGCGGUUACUCGAGAAGGCGCUGCGGAGGAGCAAUGCGGUCGACCGGGAGGCGCUGUGCAUCGUCGCGGGGCAGAAGGUCUGGUCCAUACGCGUCGACGUGCACUUCCUCGACGACGAGGGCAACAUGCUCGACUGCGCGAGCAUCGCCGCCAUGACGGCGCUGCGGCACUUCCGGAAACCGGACGCGACCGUCGUCGGCGAGGAGGUGACGAUUCACUCGAUGACGGAGCGGGUCCCGGUCGCGCUGGCGGUGCACCACUCGCCGGCGUGCUUGACCUUCGCGUUUUUCGGCGAGGACUCGCUCGCCGUGCUCGACCCGACGCACCUCGAGCAGCAGCUGUGCACGGGCACGCUCACGCUCGCGCUCAACGCGCAGAGCGAGAUCUGCGUCCUGUCGAAGCAAGGCGGCGCGCCCUUGUCGGCCGACGACGUCAUGAAGGCGGUCCAGAUUGGCGUCGAGCGCGUGCGCCAGGUCGACGAGGUGGUCGUCAAGGCGCUCGCGCACGACCGCUCGAGGAGGGUCGUCGAGGUGCGGUGAGCCCGGCGGCGAGCGAGCGUGCAACGUCGUCGGAGUUACACGGG